AUGGCUCACUUUGACCCCAACUUCCACCUUCGCUCGCUUGAGGAGCUGCACGCUGUCAUCCUCCCUCGACAGAACGGCUGCCUCAAGUGCGAGGACAAGGCGCCGACAUGCCCCAGCAACUGCAAAUCCGACGAAUUUUGCUCCUUCACCAUUCCGACCUGUAACACCUGUGCCCAGGCUAUCUGUGUCAAGGACGACAGCAGUUCAUCUACAUCAUCAAGUAGUAAGCCGAACACGGGCGCCAUCGUCGGAGGCGUUAUUGGUGGUCUAAUUGUCAUCGCCAUCGCCACCUACCUCGUGUGGAGGUUCUUCAUCAAGACCAAGAGACAGUCCAUCAUCCAGGAAUCCUACAUUGAAGAGUCCAACGAGAAGACCAUCAAUGAGAAGUCCGCCGGCGAGCCACGACAGACCAACCGCGAUUCGACACACACGGUACACUCGAUCGCCUCGACGGUGCUUACCCGUGCCUCCAACAUCAUUCAGAUUGCCUACAUCCCCGGCGUUACGAACCGUGCCACGCCUACGUCUCCGACGCUCCUCGUCCCUCCCGUGCCCCCUAUCCCGAUGCACGCCUCCAACUCCGCUGCCAGCAGCCCCUCGCCCUACGAGGAGCCGCAUUUCUUCGUCCCCGGCGAGCUUCGCGACUCCACCUACUCGGGCAUCUCCGGCUACUCCGAUCGUACAUCUGUCGCAAGAACCUCGUAUGCCCCUCGCUCUAGCAUCGCACCCAGCAUUGCGUCUACCAUCUACGGCAAGAACGCCGUUGUUGUCGCUCCUGCCCAGACCGGUAUGCGUGCCAAGGCUGCCGUAGUCAGUGUCAAGUCCAUGGGCGUCGGCACGACCGGCAGCAACACCCCUCCCGUUCCCAGCGUCGACUACGAGAAGUACGCCGCCCCUAGCCGUCCCAAGAGCCGCGACAGCACGUUCAGCGUUGGAUCAACCUUUCUCAACAACGCCAACACGGCGACCGCCGCCCCCGUUCAGAGAGUGCAGGUUGUCCGCGUUGGCAGUGGCAAUGGGCCGAAGCAAGUCAGCGUUGGAUCCUCCAAGGCGUCAUCAACAACAGACGAAGCCUCAGUGCCCGGCACUCCCCCACCGCCUAGCAGCUCUACCGCCACUCGUGACUCGGCCGCCGUUACCGUCAUCGAAGAAAGCCCGGCGGUAGACCAAGGCCCCUUCUCUGAUCCUCCCGAGCCCAAGCCCGCCGCUAUCCGCAGCACCCACAGCUUGAGCGCGGUGAUUGAAGAGGCCACAAGACGAGCCGCUGCAGGGCCCGACAGGCGUUCUCAAAGGACAAGCUCAUACGAGCGGGGACGCAGUCCUUUUGGCGACGAACACGCCACGAAGGACUAA
This is a messenger RNA of Colletotrichum higginsianum IMI 349063, 1353 nucleotides long. Its product is annotated as Opy2 protein. The coding region runs from base 1 to 1353 and encodes 450 amino acids. Lineage: Eukaryota; Fungi; Ascomycota; Sordariomycetes; Glomerellales; Glomerellaceae. The record is from RefSeq and is a predicted model, not a curated record. The transcript is spliced from 2 exons.